CACGCAGCCACCCCCACUCUGUAGCUAGCUACCGCGGCAACAGGCCGGCCGGGCAUGCGCCGAUGCACGCGCCCUCCCUCUCCCUAGGGUAAAACUUGAAGAGACCACGACGCCGGCGGCCGGCCAGUGCCCAGUGGCCACGAGGCACGACGGCUUGCAGACCAAGGAGAGCAUGCUGGUCUCCGGCGGCGGCUCGGCGCCCGGCGUCGGAGACGGCGACAGGGUCUCAGCAUCCUCCACUUCCUCUACGCUCCCAUCCUCCGGACGUGAGGCUGGUGAGGUCUGGGCGGCGGGAGAUGUUCCUCGGUGCAGGCAUUCGGCGCCCGUCAUUUUGACAUCGCCGGAUCCACUUCAAGGUCUGAGGAAGGAGGGCAACGGCUCGCGCUUCUGGAUGUCGCAGGACGGCGAGAGCUCUGAGGACGACGGGGAUUUCGCUUCAUCGCCUUCAUCGGGUGAUCUUCAGGGGGACAUACUGGGCAAGAUUCUGGUCGCUGUUGUCUGAAGAGGAAGCGAGAAACAACAUGAAAAACAAUUGCCAAAGAGUGGAAGGACUGGUGAUGGAGCUGUAUACCGGUGGUGGUUGGAAUUUUAGGAGCAGGAUAGCUAUCUAAGAGUUUCUUGCCUGCUGUUUUGCUGUAAUGUCCUGGCUCAGUCCAGUAAACACUUGUGGGUUUUUCUUUAAGUUAAGCUAUGCUUUGUCAGCCUGUGUGCUGCCUUGACUCUUGUUGCCUGUAGUCAUUCGCAUGUGAAUGAUCAAGGCCGGAAUUUUCCAUAUUCUAAAAAAAAAGCUAGGAAUAGUAAUUAACCAA
Panicum virgatum (switchgrass) is the source of this 809-nucleotide messenger RNA. RefSeq lists its product as uncharacterized. The transcript has 2 exons. NCBI's taxonomy places the organism in Eukaryota, Viridiplantae, Streptophyta, Magnoliopsida, Poales, Poaceae. Bases 173 to 502 code for a protein of 109 amino acids. The record is from RefSeq and is a predicted model, not a curated record.